UCGGUCGCAAAAUGUGGAAAAAUUUAAUUUGUUUAAUCUUUGUAGUAAGUUCGUUAGUUUCAUUCUCGAGUACAACUCGAAUUCCUGAACGUGAUAAUACCGAUACAAAUUCUUUAACGAAUUCCCAAUUUGCUGAGUUGAGAGCGCAGCAGAGAAAUUCCGAUACGGUGAUUGGAGGUCUGUUCAAUGCACUUAAAGCGGAGCAGGAACGACAGCGAAAGCUGACAGAUGAACUUGUUCAGGAAUCUGCUAAACGCAAUUCGUUUUUUAAUCCACACAACUGUACCGAGGCCAAGUUCAGUGGCAUCUAUGACAUAGUCGUCCCCAACCUUAGCAGUCAACCCUUCAAAGUGGAAUGUGAUGCGAAUACUCGAGGAGGAGGUUGGACGAUUAUCCUGAGGCGGAUGGACGGAAGUAUCGACUUCUAUCGUAACUGGGCUGCAUACAAAAAGGGAUUCGGAGAACUAUAUGGCGAGUUCUUCUUGGGAUUGGAUAAAAUACACGCAUUGACGGCAGACGGGAAUCAGGAAUUACUUGUCGUCCUUGAAGACUUCAAGGGAAAUGAAAAAUUUGAGCUGUAUGAUAGUUUUGCAAUCGGCGACGAGGACCAAGAAUAUGCCCUACACACUCUAGGCGAAGCGAGUGGAACUGCGGGUGAUUCACUUAGAAGACAAUAUAGAAUGGCAUUUAGCACCUAUGAUCGAGAUAAUGAUAUUUGGCAAGGCGGAAACUGUGCCACAUCCAGCUUAGGCGCCUGGUGGUACGCUAGUUGUCACGACAGCAACUUGGCGGGGACGUAUGAUGAUGACAGAUUCACCAAAGGCGUCAAUUGGGUAACUUUUAAGGGUUAUGAGUACUCCCUCAAAAAAGCCGUCAUGAUGAUACGUACAAAGAAGUGAACACUGAGACUCGACAAUGAUUAAGAUCUUCUCCAUUGUUAUAUUUUAUUGUAUAUUUUCAUCAUUUAAAUAAAGGACACUCUCUUUAUGUCUCUCUCUCUCUC
This is a messenger RNA of Drosophila innubila, 1003 nucleotides long. RefSeq names its product ficolin-1-like. The transcript has 3 exons. The record is from RefSeq and is a predicted model, not a curated record. Bases 12 to 899 code for a protein of 295 amino acids. Lineage: Eukaryota; Metazoa; Arthropoda; Insecta; Diptera; Drosophilidae.